GUGUAGUUUUCCCGUGUUUCGUUGGCCAAAAUAUGAAUACAAGAAGUAAUAGGUACCAAGGGGGAAAUUAUCCAAAGAUGGCCUCAAUAAAACCUAGCAGUGUCCAGUCCAUGUCCCGCCCUUGCUUUCAGAACCUCUGCAGCUUCAAUUGAUCAAAUGGCAGAUGAAAUAUAUAAGGAAAAUGACCUUGGUAAUGUGUACGACACAAACAAUGUGCACGGCGCAGUGGAUGCACAUACCGUGGAGAAUACCCAUGAGACGGACAAUGCACAUACCAUGGAGAAUAUCCAGGAAAUGCACAAUGCACAUGAGAACUUGCCUCUAGAAGAGGUAAAAUUGGAACCAGAAGAGGUACAAGUUGCAUUCCUUCAGGAACAUCCAGUAAAACUGGAACAAGAAGAGGCACAAGUUGAGUCCUUUCAGGGACAUGAUAUAAAAUCGGAACCAGAAGAGGUACAGGUUGCUGAAAACGGUUCAGGAGGUGGUGAGGAAAAAAGAUGGCCUGGUUGGCCUGGAGAAAAUGUCUUCAGAAUGUUAGUUCCUUCUCAGAAGGUUGGUGGUAUCAUUGGACGCAGAGGAGAGUAUAUAAAAAAAACCUGUGAAGAUACAAAAGCUCGCAUUAAGGUUCUUGAUGGUCCUCCUGGUACUACCGAAAGAGCUGUGAUGAUAUCUGCGAAGGAAGAGCCUAGCCUCUCCAUUCCGCCUGCUAUGGCUGGCCUUUUAAAGGUCCAUAAGCGGAUUAUUGAUGUGGAUCGUGACUCCACCAAUGCUCCUUCCGGUGCUGGUAAGCCAGCUUCUACUAGACUACUUGUGGCUGCUACACAGGCUGCAAUCCUGAUCGGAAAGCAGGGUGCAACUGUUAAGUCUAUUCAAGACGAAUCUCGCUGCACUAUUCGAGUACUUGGAGGAGAGCAUCUUCCUGUUUUUGCCCUGCAUGAUGAUAGUAUUGUUGAGAUACAAGGAGAGCCAGCAGGCGUGCAUAAGGCAGUUGAAAUGAUUGCAGUUCAUCUAAGGAAAUUUUUAGUUGAUCGCAGUGUAAUUGGAGUAUUUGAGAAACUAAUGCAAAUGCCAAAUGCUCAUGCACACCAGAAUAUGCCUCCGCCCGGACCUACCCAAGCUUGGGGUCCACCUCCAUCCAGUUUUCCCAUGAGUGCUGGGGGGCCUGGAUUUGGAGCCAAUCAUCAGUAUAUGCCACCUCCGCGUCAAUUUGACAAUUAUUUUCCCCGAGUAGACAUGCAUCAAGAUAGGCGGCCUCAUCAGGGCCCCCCUGUUUAUGGCAGAGAUGCUUCAGUGGGAGCUCAUGGAAAUGCACAACCACAACAAUCCAUAGUUUCAAAGGUCACACAAAACAUACAAAUCCCCUUGUCAUAUGCCGAUGCUGUUAUUGGGGCGUCUGGUUCAAAUAUUAGUUAUAUUCGUCGGGCCAGUGGCGCAACUAUUGCAGUACAGGAAACGAGGGGUGUUCCUGGUGAGAUGACUGUUGAGAUAAAUGGGUCUGCAUCACAAGUCCAAACAGCACAACAAUUAGUUCAGAAUUCCAUCGCCGAUGCUACUAGCUCAAUGCAGAACACUGCUGCUGGACCACCUUCCCAAGGUUAUAAUCCCUAUCCUUCUCAGGGUCCUAUGUACUCUUCAUCCACUGGUCAUGCGCCAGCUGCAGAUUAUGGUUCUGUUUAUGGAGGCAGCUACGGUUAUUAAAGGAUAUCCAGCUCAAACCACCACAAGAACUGAGUCUUCCUUCAGCUGCUAGGAAAUUUUAGCUCUUUAGUUAGAUGUAUCUCAUGAUUUCUAGCAGUUGAGAAGUGAAUUGCUGGUUAACUUUUUGUAAUCUGAUUGUCCUGUUUAUUUUCUUGUCUUCCGCGUUCUCAACUGUGCAAUCAUAUUUUUUAUUUUGACCAAAUUCAACAACUAAUGCUAGUUGCUUCUCUAUAGUAUUUUUUUGGUAA
Solanum dulcamara is the source of this 1946-nucleotide messenger RNA. Its product is annotated as flowering locus K homology domain-like. NCBI's taxonomy places the organism in Eukaryota, Viridiplantae, Streptophyta, Magnoliopsida, Solanales, Solanaceae. Gene Ontology annotation, molecular function: mRNA binding. The record is from RefSeq and is a predicted model, not a curated record. Gene Ontology annotation, biological process: regulation of gene expression. The transcript has 7 exons. Bases 157 to 1698 code for a protein of 513 amino acids. Gene Ontology annotation, cellular component: nucleus; cytoplasm.